This is a messenger RNA of Trichomonas vaginalis G3, 1131 nucleotides long. Its product is annotated as DNA-directed 5'-3' RNA polymerase protein. The record is from RefSeq and is a predicted model, not a curated record. NCBI's taxonomy places the organism in Eukaryota, Parabasalia, Trichomonadida, Trichomonadidae. The coding region runs from base 1 to 1131 and encodes 376 amino acids. The transcript has a single exon.
AUGAGUGUUUGCUCACGAUUCAAAAAAGAUGUCUUUAGUACAGAACGCAGAAUAUCGCCUUACCAAGAUCAAAACGGUACUUGCACCCAAUAUAGUUAUAAUAAAACAGAAGAUGACCGACGUGCUCUUAUAGAACUCAAUUACAUGCGCUGGCUUGUUGGAUUUGAGCGUCCAACAGUUUUAGCAGAAGGCUACGAUGAUGAACUUAUUCAAUGUGCCAUUACAAACGUUGCAAAUGGAAAAUUAAAUCAUGAGCCUACCCCCGCAUCAUUAUGCUAUACACCUGGAGCUUUUGCUGCAUGUUCCUCUUCAAAUCUUGGAGCUGGCUUUAGAGAUUAUGAUGCAUCUAGUUCAAUUCAGCAGUUUAUUAUGGACAGCGGCGAUACCAAUAAAAUAGUAGGUCAUAGACAGUGGGUAUUCUCGUCCGGACUUGGAAAAACAGCGUUUGGAGGAGCGUAUAAUUCCAAAUCACCUGACAUUUCAGGCUCAGUUGCUAUGAAAGUGUUUAAUAUGGGAUAUUCAUCACCAGAAAUCUUACCAUUUACAGCCUAUCCUCCACCAGGAUAUUUCCCAGCACAAUUUGUUUACAAUCGCUUUAGUUUUUGGGCUCCAGGAGCUAGUGGUUCCAGUCAUAUGGAGCUUUCCGUUAAAAUUAACGAUGAACCUCAGAAUAUUAGUGAAAUUGUUAAUUUAGGUAACGGAAUAAUGUUUGUAUUAGCUGAUUAUGGUGAAUCCUCUGCUGAUCUUCCAUAUUAUAAAAUUGUAAACAAACGAAUUGAUGUCCAUAUAACAGACAACGCUACAAAAACAGAUUACGAUUAUACAAUAUAUCCUAUUGAUUGUAGUGAUAAACCAAUGCGAACACCAGUUCCAACAAUCGAAGGUGACGAUUAUGACAAACUUGACAUUGGCGAAGCUCCAAAACAAAAACGCCAGAAGAAAGUUGCUAUUGGUGCUGGUGUUGGUGUUAGUCUUGUUGUUAUUGUUAUCAUUAUUCUUGUUUUAUUUAUUGUUUUUCGUCAUGGUUGUUCACAUAAUCACGACAACGACGAAACCAACAACAACAACAAUAACAAUGACAACAAUGAUGAUCAUUCUGAUAGUGGCGAAAACCAUCUUGAAGAUGCAUAA